AUGGCGGGCCGGUGGCGGCGGCGGCGGCGCUGCCGGUGGCCGAAUUUUGGGAAUUUUGGCUCUGAAAUUGGGGAGUGGAUUGGGAAAUUUGGGAAUUCCGGGAAUGUUGGGAAUUCCCAGCUGGAUUGCCCCCUGGCCAUGGAGCGGAUCCGCGAGGAUCGACCGAUCACCAUCAAGGACGACAAAGGGAACCUGAACCGCUGCAUCGCCGACAUCGUCUCCCUUUUCAUCACGGUCAUGGACAAACUGCGCCUGGAGAUCCGCGCCAUGGACGAGAUCCAGCCGGACCUGCGGGAGCUGCUGGAGACGAUGGCGCGGAUGAGCUCCCUGCCCCCCGACUUCGAGGGGCGCCACAAAGUCACCGAGUGGCUGCAGACGCUGAGCGCGAUGUCGGCCUCGGACGAGCUCGACGAUUCCCAGGUCCGGCAGAUGCUCUUCGACCUCGAGUCCGCCUACAACGCCUUCAACCGCUUCCUGCACGCCUGAAUCCCGCCUAAACCGGUCCCGACCGGUCCCGACCGGGCCCAACUGGAGCCCCCAGGAGUUUGGGAUCAUAAACCGGAUGAGAAAAAUCCCAAAAAUCCACAAAAUCCCAGAGAAAUUCCGUUCUUUUCUCCUCAUUUCUGGAUCAAACUGGGAGCCAUUCCCAGUAAAAAACAGUUAAAACCAGUUCAAACCAGUAAAACCAGUUCAAACCAGUUCAGACUGGUUCAAACCAGUUCAGACCAGUCCAAACUGGAGCCCCCAGGAGUUUGGGAUAAUAAACGGGAUGAGAAAAAUCCCAAAAAUCCACAAAAUCCCAGAGAAAUUCCGUUCUUUUCUCGUCAUUUCUGGAAGCCGUUCCCAGUUAAAACCAAUUCAGACCAGUUCAAACCAGUUCAGACCGGUUCAGACCAGUUCAAACCAGUUCAGACUGGUCCAAACUGAAGCCCCCAGGAGUCUGGGAUCAAAAACGGGAUGAGAAAAAUCCCAAGAAUCCCCAAAAUCCCGGAGAAAUUCCGUUCUUUUCUCGUCAUUUCUGGAUCAAACUGGGAGCCAUUCCCAGUUCAAACCAGUUCAAACCGGUUCAGACCGGUUCAGACCAGUUCAGACUGGUCCAAACUGAAGCCACCAGGAGUUUGGGAUAAUAAACGGGAUGAGAAAAAUCCCAAAAAUCCCCAAAA
Messenger RNA from Vidua chalybeata, 1163 nucleotides. RefSeq names its product VPS28 subunit of ESCRT-I (gene VPS28). The transcript has 5 exons. Gene Ontology annotation, biological process: protein transport to vacuole involved in ubiquitin-dependent protein catabolic process via the multivesicular body sorting pathway. The record is from RefSeq and is a predicted model, not a curated record. Lineage: Eukaryota; Metazoa; Chordata; Aves; Passeriformes; Viduidae. Gene Ontology annotation, cellular component: ESCRT I complex. The coding region runs from base 1 to 486 and encodes 161 amino acids. Gene Ontology annotation, molecular function: protein-containing complex binding.